UGACGCACAGAUACAUAUAUAUAUUAACAUUCUCAUCAUCAACAUUUCGUUAAGCUCUUUCUUAAUUACAGCAUUUUGGUAUUAUUUUUUCCUGUUUGGUUUUCUUACUGUCAAAGAAGAAAAACAAAAUGAAGGGACGUAUGUUCUGCGCUUCGCAAGCAUCAACAGCCAUAUGUUCAAGCAUGGACCACAUUCAUCACAAACCAACCACCACCACCGUCGAGGAUGAACAAAGCAUAGGACGAGCUAUCGACCGCCACAAUCCGAUCAUUAAAGAUGGCCGGAGAUCCUCCGUCGACGACUACAUCAGAAUACCGGCUUCCCCCGCCGAGGGAGAGAUCAGUGAUAAGAAACUAGAGAUCUAUAAAGGGAGGAGGAGUUUCACUGGCCGGAAAAGCACCGGCGGUGGCGGAGGCGGAGGUGGAGCGGCGGCGUUGUUGAAGCUCAUAACAAACGACAUAAGCUUGGCGAGGAAGAGUUUCAGCUGUGUUGCGAGACCCGCAUGUGACUUUGUCAAAACCCCUCCUGGUUCUACAAGGUAUCUUUUGGGAUCCGACCCGGAUUUUCUUUCCGAGUCUUCGGGUCAGGACCCGGUUAAGACGGCAGCUCCUCCUCAGUCUCAUGCUGCUGGUGAAGAGAUAAAGCCCUCGUCGUUGUUGACGGAGAAGAAGACUAGUGGUGGCUGUUCUGAUGACAAGGAGCAGCAGGUCGUUGUUCUCAAAGUGUCUCUCCACUGCAGAGGCUGUGAAGGAAAAGUUAGGAAACAUCUGGCCAGAAUGCAAGGUGUGACAUCCUUCAACAUUGAUUUUGCUGCAAAGAAAGUGACUGUGACUGGAGAUAUCACCCCAUUAGAAAUAUUGGAUAGCAUCUCAAAGGUUAAAAAUGCCCAAUUUUGGACAACUCCAACAAUCCCAACUCCAAAUAUUGGAACUCAGAAUCCUUAGUUUACUUUUACUGUCUUAUCUUUCUUUGUCUCUUGUUGUAAAAUCAAUGGUAC
Molecule: messenger RNA, 997 nt
Organism: Eutrema salsugineum
Lineage: Eukaryota; Viridiplantae; Streptophyta; Magnoliopsida; Brassicales; Brassicaceae
Product: protein SODIUM POTASSIUM ROOT DEFECTIVE 2
Exons: 3
Coding region: 129-944 (271 amino acids)
Molecular function (GO): metal ion binding
Source: RefSeq, a predicted model, not a curated record